AAGGUUUCACUUGUGACGCUGACGUUCGCGCUGUGUGGUGUAUUUUUGUAAGCGUCUUGUAGCUCUUCGUGUUUAAUGUUUGCGUUGUAGAGAAAGUUCAUUGAGUUAUCAUGUCAUCCGAGCUGCCACCUGAUGCUCCUGCUCCAAGAUUGUGCCAUUUAAUUAAAUGGGUGGAUUUUGAUGGUUAUGGCUUUAAUUUGCACGCUGAAAAGAGCCGAACAGGUCAGUUCAUUGGCAAAGUGGAUGAUGAUAGCCCUGCUCAACACGCUGGUCUUAGAGAAGGUGAUCGUAUUAUCGAAGUUAAUGGAGUAAAUAUUGCAAAUGAAAAUCAUAGACAAGUUGUGGAAAGGAUAAAAUCUAUUCCUAACGAGACUAAAUUACUUGUUGUUGAUGAGGAAGCUGAUAAAUGGUAUAAAGAGAGAAAAAUUGUCGUGAAAAGCACACAGCCCAAUGUUUUGUUUAUGAAAACCCCUAUUCCUCGUCCGAAUAAGGAACCUCCUGCUUAUGAAAAUAUAUCUCCAUCUGCAAAUAAUGUCGAGAAAAUUUCAAUCGAGAAUGGCGUUCGCGAUGCAAAAAGUUCUCCACCCAGUGCUUCGAAACAUGUAAGUCAAAAUUUAAGUACUAUAUUUAACUGUGAUUUUUUUUUUUUUUUUAAUAGCCCUUGUUGACAGCUAAGUCCGUUU
Stegodyphus dumicola is the source of this 683-nucleotide messenger RNA. RefSeq names its product Na(+)/H(+) exchange regulatory cofactor NHE-RF1. Gene Ontology annotation, biological process: protein localization to plasma membrane. Gene Ontology annotation, cellular component: apical plasma membrane. The record is from RefSeq and is a predicted model, not a curated record. Gene Ontology annotation, molecular function: protein-membrane adaptor activity; protein binding. NCBI's taxonomy places the organism in Eukaryota, Metazoa, Arthropoda, Arachnida, Araneae, Eresidae.